Magallana angulata is the source of this 4356-nucleotide messenger RNA. RefSeq lists its product as uncharacterized. Gene Ontology annotation, molecular function: DNA-binding transcription factor activity; cysteine-type peptidase activity; zinc ion binding. Gene Ontology annotation, biological process: proteolysis. The coding region runs from base 78 to 3938 and encodes 1286 amino acids. The transcript has 30 exons. The record is from RefSeq and is a predicted model, not a curated record. Lineage: Eukaryota; Metazoa; Mollusca; Bivalvia; Ostreida; Ostreidae.
UGGACGCAAGCAGAGGCCAUGCACUGCCUUUUGAUGGAACCCCUUUUACCAUCUUGGGGUUCCAAGUAAGACAGUGCAUGCACGGUCCAGAUCGUCACAAAAAAAAGUCUAUACAGGAAACCUCUGCUGUGAGACAAUUGUUGCAGCCCACCAAGAAAAUGAAUUGCCCAGCCUCUAUUCAUGUAAAGGCUGUUCUGAAAUUUCCUGAGUUUAAGAUUGAAGGAAAUGAUUCAGCUUGGAGGAGAAAACAGCUAUCAAAACUCCUCCGCCAGAGGUUGUCUGAGGAAGGACCUCUUGUGAAAAACCUGGAAAUUCACAUCACCUUACCUGACCCAGGAGAUCACAGAAAUCAUUUAACUGGAGAGAUUUCAGGACAAAGCCAACCUUUAGAUGAAGCUGUUAUCUCUAAAAUUCAUGGCUUGGUACAUGAUGGUGUCAGAAGUAUUGAUGAGAUGAAGAGACACUUGCGUCUCUUUGUCCAAGAGCACAUUCAAACAGAGGAUACCAUAAUUUCAGAGUUGAACAGAAGAUACUAUCCCACAAACAAAGACAUAAGAAACCAUAUGUACAGGGCACUUCGAUUUUGUCAGUUUUCAACUGAAGAUCAAGAAAAUAUUCAGCACAUGGUAAAGGAGUGGGAGGCUGCCAACCCUGCUGAUCACUUUUAUUAUAGGCCACAGUUUGCAGGGGAGGAUAAAGAAUUGAAUGGAGUAGACUCUAGAUCUACAGCGACAUCCAAGUCAUUGCUUUUUGUUCAUCAGUCUAGCUGGCAACAAGAUCUUCUCAUGAAAUAUGGAGAUGAAAUCUGUUUGCUUGAUGCCACUUACAACACCUCCAAAUAUGACAUCCCUCUUUUUUUUCUCUGUGUGAACACAAAUGUAGGAUAUUCCAUCGUUGCUUCAUCUGUUGUUGCCAAUGAGAACAGAGAGAACAUAAAAGAAGGACUGCAGAUGGUGAAGGAAUGGAAUCCAGAAUGGAAUCCCAAAUACUUCAUGACGGACUUCGACGAGCGGGAGAUUUGGGCAAUUGAAAAUACCUUUAAAGAUUGUGAGAGUUUACUCUGUGAUUUUCACAGGGAGCAGGCAUGGACCAGGUGGAUGAAAGAUGGGAAACAUGGUCUAACUACUGUCCAAAUGGAAGUUCUUGAACUGCUCAGGAAAAUAGCCCAUUCAGCUACCGAGAAUGAGUUUCAUGGUCAUGUGCAGAAUCUUAAAUUUUCAACUCACUGGAAAGAAAGUACUUUGUUACAGAAAUGGUUCGAAGGGAAAUGGCUGAAAAAUGCAAAGAGGUGGGUGUGGUGUUUUCGGAGCUCGCGAUUAAAUACUCGAGUCACAACCACAAAUGGGUUAGAGAGACAACACCAAGAGUUUAAGAAAACAUACUUGGCCAAAUACAGAGAUGGAUCUCUUUCUUCAACCUUGUCUGUGUUGAUUUCGAAUUAUUUGCCAGAAUCACACAAACGAUACAUUCAGUACAAUAUUCAGAGCUUGGGGGAGUACAAGAAAUACUCAGCUCAUAUUCCUGAAUUUUUGGGCAACAGGCCAAAAUUCUUCUUGGAACAUUGCAUGAAACGAAUUCCACCAAAAUGUCCAUAUCUGCCUGUUACUGCAAUAACAUCUUUGCCAAGUGGAGAAUUUCGUGUCCCUAGUUCUGAUGGUAAGAACUUCUACAUUUUGGAUUUGGAGAGAAGAAUGCCAAGCUGCUCAUGCCCAGAUUGGAGUAAAUGCCACCUUCCCUGUAAACACAUGCUCAGCAUCUUCUUUCAUUUCCCUGGCCAUAGUUGGGAGUUUUUACACCCAGAUUAUACAGAAUGUCCACACUUCAAAGUAGAUAGAGAUAUCCUUAAACAAGCUAUAGAGGUUUCUCCACCAAGAAGUUCUAGACCAAGGACUGAUGAAAUUGAUAAUACUGAUUUUGAGGCAGAUAGAGAAGCAGAAAAUGAUAUACCAAGAGCAAAGUCAAGUACAUGUACCAAAUCAAAUUUAAGACUGAACUGUAUUCAAUUGUUAAAAAACAUCUCAUCUUCCAUAUAUCUUGUCCCCGAUCAAGAACAGCUGGUUCAUGUAUAUAAAAGUCUGCAAGACAGUUGGACUUCUAUGCAGAAAUUGGUCCCCAAGCAUAAAGGUCUUCCAGUGAGAACAACUUCUUUGAUGGUAAAAAGAUUGCAGACAAAAAAAUACCGAUCCCUUCCAUCAAGAAGAAAGAGAAGGAAAAAACAUAAACCUCAGGGGACGAAGAGUAGAAGAGUGCAAGAAGAAAUUCUGAUAGGAACAGAAUCUGCAGAAGAUCCAGAAUUAUAUGGGCAGAGUGUUACUGAUGGAGGAACUGAAAACCCACAUUGCAGUUUUGACUCCAGCGUUCCUGCUGAAAAUGCCGCCGUGGACAAUAGUCUUGUUGAGGAUAUUUGGGCUCAAAAACCAGUGGGUCAUCUGUGUAGCAAGAUAGGACCAUACAAACUGAGUGACAGGUCCUUUUACUGUUUAAAAACCAUGCUCCCAGAUGAGAUAAUUGAUGCAUAUACAUAUCUGCUUGCAUCAUCACAAGAGAGCAAGCAUGUGUAUCAUAUCAAUUGCACACUCAUGACUGCAAUAUUCAAUGGAAAUGCUGAACUGCACAAUUACCUUGCUGAGGUGCCAAAGUUGGAUGACUUUGAUGUGCUAUGUGGAGCAGUUAAUGAAGGAUCUUGUCACUGGUGCCUUGUUUACAUCAUGCCAAAGGAUCAGAUCCUAUACUACUUAAAUCCACUUGGAGAAUCAUCGUACCGAUUACUGCGAAUUGAAGAAAAGUGGAAAAACUUGUUAUUUGGAAGAGAAAAUUUAGGCAUAUCAGAGAAUCCAACAGAGUGGUUUGUCCAUAGCAAAAAGCAUGCUCGUCAAACAGAUUCCACAUCAUGCGGUGUUUUUGUCUUAAAGUUCCUUGAAUGUAUGCUUGCCGGGGAGGAGAAUUUAGAUAUUGAUAUUACAGGAAGAAUAUUGGACACAAGAAAGUCCAUUGGACAAGUUCUUUUAAAAAACAGUGAUGAUUUAGAACAGUAUUGCAGAUAUUGUUAUACAAAAGAGUCUGAAGAAAGAGGGGCACUGGUUUGCUGUAGGCAAUGCACUGGAUCCAAAUAUUUCCAUGUCAAAUGUGAAUGUUCCUUGCAUCCUGCUGCAAAAGGAAAUAAUGGCCAGAACAAUUCUAGUAUGGAAUACCAGUUGAGAAAAAAUCCCACUAAGAAAAAAAAGAGAAGUUCAUAUAUAUAUUCUGACUUAAAAGGAAGAUAUACAUGUACCUCAAGUCAACAGUCAAGAAACUUGCCAGAUACUACGUCAUCUCCAAAACAGCCAUUGGACCAUAGUCUUUCAUGGCUUUAUGACAGUGUGCAUGCUUACACUGAACAAUGUAAAAGACUUGUCAAUGCAUUAUGUCGAUUAAGUCCAGGAAGGGACUUAAUGAAAGGAGCUUCAACAGUCUCAGGCCACAAGAUAUCGGUGUUGUUUGAGAAUCACAUCAAGGCAAAGCUUACAGAGGUUAUUAGAUUGAAAGAUGGAAGAUCAAGCUGUUAUGAACCACAUUGGCGGCAUGUAAGAUGGAUUAAACGGCAGCCACUUAAUGAGCAUCUAGAGAUGAGGAAUUCUGAAAAGGGAAUUGAGGAAAGAAGUAAACUUUUUGGAAAGGGUUGGAAAGAAUUAUAUGCAUUGGUUUUGGAAGAGUUUGGAGUCUUCAAGCCAAAAACAAUAAUAAGAAUUGGUUAUUGCCAUGGCCACUAUUUAUCCAUGAAGGAAGACAAAAAUGAGCCACUCAUGGCUACUCUAGAGGAUGAGAUGGGACAAAAUAUGAAUGAAGGUGUUCGCUAUUUCAAAGACGUUUUGUUUGUUGAGUCAGAGAUUUUCGUUGCCUCCCUUGUUUGGAAUUUGACAUUAUUGGAAGCUGAACGUCGUCUUUACCCUAUAAAUUAAUUUAUGUUAUACGUGUAUUUGUAAAGAUAAUAUAUUUGUAAAGAUAAUGUUGAUUGCUCACUCCAAUUUAUAUGUUGUAUAUGUAUUGGUAAUGUCAAUUUGUAACUAUUGUGCUGUAUUGAUUGUAUUUUAUUUAAACAUUUAUUGAAAAAAACCUUGUUUUAAAUCAACCAUGAAUAUCUAUGAUCACUGGAAGUUAGACCAGUGGUAGUAUUAUAGGAAUUUUACUUUUCUAUUUUGAAUAUGAUAAUAUAAAUACAAGAUAUCAUCAAAAAUAGAAUAAAAUUUGAUUCAUUAAAUGAGAACCAUAAUUCAUUAUGUUGUGGACCAUAUAAAAGAAAACAAUUCUUUGUCCGAAUUUCCUGUCAGCUUUAUACUAUGAAAUGUAUAUUAUGUUAUGUAUGGUAAUAUAUUUGAA